Molecule: messenger RNA, 1935 nt
Organism: Drosophila kikkawai
Lineage: Eukaryota; Metazoa; Arthropoda; Insecta; Diptera; Drosophilidae
Gene: Phf7
Product: PHD finger protein 7
Cellular component (GO): nucleus
Source: RefSeq, a predicted model, not a curated record
GAUAGCAGGAUUUUAGCGCGGGAAGACGCUCAAUAGAGUGAUUCCAAUUUACGCAAUUUAUUAAUUGCUGAAGCGUUGUUUUUUUUUCUGUGGCCGACAUGGAGCUACCGUGUGUGCUGUGCUGCAGCAAGGACGAAGACGAGAUGGUCUUUGGCAAAGUGCACAAGGAGGAACAGUUGGUGGUGCACCGCAACUGUUUGUACCUUAGCUCGAAUCUUGUCCAGAAUGGAAACGAGCGCACCGGCAUUUUGAGCUUCCUCAAGAAGGACAUUUUGAUGGAGAUGAGGCGCUGCCGCCUGCUCAGGUGCUUCUACUGCCAACGCCUGGGUGCCAACAUUGGCUGCUGCCGCACCAAGUGCCGGCGCACUUUCCAUACAAAAUGCGGCUACGACAACCUGGCGGUUAGCCAGUUUAGCGGCCAUUAUAACUCAUUUUGUCACCAGCACAUACCCAAGUACCGCAUCCGGCCGGGCCCCGGGGAACAGUGCACGAUCUGCUUUGAGUCGCUGGUGGCCAAGGGCAAGCGAUUCAGUUUGGCGACAGAAAUGCAGUCGCCGUGCUGUCGGAACGGCUGGUACCAUCGCCAGUGCCUUCAGAGGUACGCCAACUCGGCGGGCUACUUCUUCAAGUGUCCGCUGUGCAAUGACGAGGAGAAGUUUGCCGAAGUGGCCCUCUUCGGGAUCUCGAUACCAAACUGUGACGCCUCCUGGGAGCUGGAGCCUAAUGCCUUUGCGGAUCAAUUGCAGCGAUCGGAGUACUGCACCUCGCCCAAUUGCCGCAUACGGCCUUCAGCUAAUAGCGCUGCUGACCUGCUCUACUGCAUUAUGUGCGGCUCCAACCCGAUGCACACGCUCUGCACCUUGAAAACGGCAUCAACGUACCGCUGUGCCGAUUGCAUUGUUAUAACGCCCAGCGUUGCCUCGGGCUCUGAUGAAAGCGAUACGGAGGUUGAUGUCUUUGAUCGACUGGAAGAGCUGCACCGUUAUCGGGCCUCCACCACAAGCGGCGGCCUCAACGGCACGCGCGACCUGCGACACUCCAAGUUAAUGGCCUCCAUGCGGGUCUCUUCCGAGAGCGACGACGAUGAUGAAGAUGAUUUCGAUAAAGCGUUCAAAAUUCUGAACCAGAGCCGCCAGCCAAGAGCUAAACCAGCAACCGAAACCUCCAGCUCUAGCUCCGUCACACCUAUAGCCCGUGCCACCAGACGGACGAUGCCUGCCACCAGGAUGCUAGAUGAGAAUGAACAUGAAAAUGAAAAGGAAAAGGCCAAGAAACGUCGAAUAUCCUCGAGAUCGCCCAUUGGUGAGCCGGCCAGAAGACGUUCAUUGCAACCCAUUUCCCCGCGAACGGGCUCGCGCACCAACGUAAACGUUGCUGAGACCAGAAGCCGCCGUACGAUGCCACAAUCGCAGCCAAGAUAUUCUUCCAACAUGGACGAGUCGUGUGUGGCCAACAGAACCCGGACCCGUUUGCCUUCCUAUAUGGCAAACAAGAAGUAACACACCCAUGAGCCUUAGAGAAUUACACCACUGAAGAACUUUGUAUGUUUUAUUCAUAAUCUUUCAAUUCAUAUUAUUUUCAAAAUAACGCCUUUCGAAGCCAAGUGUUUAUUUGUUCCUUAAAAUAAUCUUAAAAACAUUUAAAGUUACACAUUCCCUCUAUAAGUAUUCGUUAUAUUUAAAAAAUAAUCUCUAAAAAUCAGCGGUGGAACCUCUUGAACGGAUCGCAGAGCGAAAUCAAACUUUUGCUUUAUUUAUUUGUUUUUUAAUUACUAUAUUUUCCAUUCUGCAAUAGAGGAAAAAAAAGAGAGAAAGAGAGAGAUGAAUGAAGGCUUAUAGACUUAAAGCUAAUGUAUGAAGUGUUUAAUGUUAAUCUUAUUAUUAAUAUGAAUCUUAUGUUUUAAUUUCUUAAAAUAAAAAACUAAGAAACUGUAAA